This is a messenger RNA of Musa acuminata AAA Group (dessert banana), 2433 nucleotides long. RefSeq names its product G-type lectin S-receptor-like serine/threonine-protein kinase At1g34300. The transcript has 2 exons. Bases 904 to 2229 code for a protein of 441 amino acids. NCBI's taxonomy places the organism in Eukaryota, Viridiplantae, Streptophyta, Magnoliopsida, Zingiberales, Musaceae. Gene Ontology annotation, molecular function: ATP binding; protein kinase activity. The record is from RefSeq and is a predicted model, not a curated record. Gene Ontology annotation, biological process: protein phosphorylation.
ACCUGUGUUUCUUCUCAAAGUUGGGUUUUAUUGCAGGAACACAGAAGAUGAAGGAAGAGUAAGUGGAAGAAGAAGAAGAAGAAGAAGAAGAAGAAGCAUCUGCAGUAGCUGAACACUGAACAAGCUGGUAGGUUUUAUCUUCUGGCCUCAUCACUUCCUUUCCUUUGAGAAACUCUCUUAUUUCUUUCUUUCACCAGAAACUAAAAUCUGGUCAGAUGGAACAGAUACUUUUUUCAGCAUAGUGGGCUAUAAACUUGCAGAAAAAAGUUUGCCAAUUGACAUGGUAAUGGCUUCUGAUUCAUCACAACUGCAACUCAAAUGGUUGCUGACACUCUAUUUUUAGGUAUGAAGGAGAUUUUGUCACAAUAGAAAUUGAAUCUAAGCAAUAAAUCUUUAGCAGUAGAACUUGAAUCCAGGCAAUACUACUUGAUCACUGAAGGAUGAGUUUGUGAACUAAAUGAGAAAAACUGAGACUUACCUCUAGUCAGGAUCAGAUGCAGUGUUUGUGAAUCCAUGAUGCAAAUUCCAGGGCUUGGACCACAAUAGAUUGAUACUUGGGCAUCUUCUAGGAAGACUUCUUAUAAAUCUUCUCACUUGGUGAAAAGGAAGCCAUGUUUGUUGAUGCCAUGAUCUCCUUGCUAAAUCAGCUUGUUGGUGAAUCAAAUAAAUUCAUUCUCAAAAUUAAACUAUAAAGAUAAGCAGCCAAAAGUUAUUCUUUUAUGUUCUUUUCUCUUUUUAGCAAAAGGGAAGGAUAAGCUUAAUAGUUCAGUACUUAACUGAAGUGAAUCUGAUAAUACUUGCCAAGGCUACAUGAAUAGAUACUUAUUCUCGAGGAUGGGACAAUUAGCACAUCAAAUCUGAGGUACGUAUCGAUCUUAAUCUAUUUAUCAAGUGUCUCACAGAAUGAGUUACCUCAACAGCUCAAUCCUGUCGACUUUGUCAGAUAUGUCGAAUUCUCAGACAAACUCUUCGGCUUCUUCGAAUUCGAAUGGCCUACCUGUUCCUGUCAUAAUAACAAUUGUGGUAUUGUGUGGAGUAGUACAAAUUGUGGUAGUUAUUUUGAUCAUAAGAUGUGUGCAAAAGAUCAUCAGGUCUUCGACCAAUUCAAGAGUGAUGACACCCAGUGGCUCAACUCCAUCUUCCAUGUACAAGGAAUCAAGGAUUGAAAUGGAACCGAUUGAAGAGUUCCUCCAUAACAUCCUUAAAGACAAGCCCAUGAGGUUUACACCUCAGAAUCUAGUGGAUUUCACGCAGAAUUAUGUGGAGAAGUUGGGUUCUGGUGGUAAUGGAGCAGUCUACAAAGGACAGUUUCCGGAUGGCACACAUGUAGCAGUAAAAGUCCUCCAUGGAACCUCGGGCAAGAAGGAAGAGGAGCAGUUCAUGGCGGAAGUCGGCACCAUAGGCAAAACGUACCAUAUCAACCUGGUCAAACUCUAUGGCUUCUGCUUCGAUAAAACAGUGAAGGCACUGGUCUACGAGUUCAUGGAGAAUGGAUCACUAGACCAACACCUCUUCGACCCCAAAUGUAGAAUCGAGUGGGCAAAGCUGUACGAGAUCGCGACCGGGACGGCAAAGGGAAUCAGAUACCUGCAUGAGGAAUGCCAGCAGAAGAUCGUGCACUACGACAUCAAACCAGCAAACAUUCUUCUGACGCCAGAUUUCCUCCCCAAGGUUGCUGAUUUCGGGUUGGCAAAGCUCUGCGACAGGAAGAAGAACACUAAGCCGACAGGAGGAGGAGGAGGAGGCAGGGGAACUCCGGGCUAUGCCGCACCAGAGAUGUGGCUGCCAUUACCUGUGACUCACAAGUGCGACGUCUACAGCUUCGGCAUGCUUCUGCUUGAGAUCCUGGGGAAGCGGAGGAACUAUGACGCGAAGCAGGUUGAGAGCCGGGAGUGGUUCCCCAUCUGGGUGUGGCGGAAGUACGAACAAGGUGAGAUAGAGAGCAUGUUGUCGGCGUGCAGGAUCGAAGAGGAAGACCGAGAGAAAGCAGAGAGGAUGUGUCAAGUGGCGUUAAGGUGCAUCCAGUAUCAGCCGGAAUCCAGGCCUGCGAUGAACUGCGUCGUCAAGAUGUUGGAGUGGAAGCAACAGAUUCCUGCCGUAGAUAACCCGUUUGAGCACAUGAACACCGACAGCUCGAGCUCAGCUCUGUGGAGUUCGAUCACAAGCACAACAUACUCGAGUAGCAGGGCGACCGGCAAAGAUGACACUGAAGUGAGCGGUUCAUCAUGAUCAGAUUACACACCCAAGCAUUAUGAUUCUGUCCAAGAAUCAUGAAGGAGUUCUGUAACUAUGAUCAUGAGAAUAUAACUUGGUUGCACCAAGAACACUUCUGUGCUUGCAUGCACCUCUUUAUCCAGUUCAAGUAAUUCUCUUCCUGUGUGUCCUCUUUCAUGUGUAAUGUACCCAAGGAAAGAUACCAACAGUUGACUGCAA